UGUCUGAGCAGGCGGGGAGGGAGCGGCGCAGAGGACCCGACAGCAGCGCACUGAACCCGCGACUCUCCGCUAAUAAACCCGGUAAGGCAGGUCCAUGUCAUUCUGACGAGCAGCUGAGAUGUCCAAUGACAGCCAGGGAUCGGUGAAGGGGGAGGCGGCCAUGAUGCUGUCUCCUUCCACCCCCGCCUCCUCUCAGGGGCCCCCCCUCUCUCCGUCCGCCACCGCCAAACCACCUGAGCUCCCAGAUGAGCUGGUCCAGGCGGGCUGGUCCAAGUGCUGGUCUCGGCGGGAGAACCGACCGUAUUAUUUCAACAGAUUCACCAAUCAGAGCCUGUGGGAGGUUCCAGUCCUGGGUCAGCAUGAUGUCAUCUCUGAUCCUUUAGGUCUGAACGCCGCCCCAGCAGAGGGUGGAGACAGUAACCUUGGUAACGGUCAGAGGAAGAGGAGGAGCUCUGAGGAGCAGGGGGCGGGGCCUAACAGCGUAAAACGCCCCAAGGUGGAGCCGACCACGCCCAUCUCCCCCAGCACGCCAGGGGUCAAACCCUGGAGCGCCGCCCCCGAUGAGAAGCAGCCCCCAGCAGCUACGCCCACCACGCCCAGCCCCGCCCCCGCGCCCGCGCCCUACAGACCUGCUGUGGUUUACUGGGACCUGGAUGUCCAGACCAAUGCUGUGGUCAGAGAGCACCCCCCCGCCAACCACCUGCCCCCCCACCCUGAGAUCGAGCUGCAGAGAGCUCAGCUGGUCACCAAACUGAGACAGCACUACCACGAACUGUGCCAUCAGAGAGAAGGUAUCGACCCGCCCAGGGAAUCGUUUAACCGCUGGCUGCUAGAGAGGAAAGUCAUCGACAAAGGUCACGACCCCUUGCUGCCGAGCGAGUGUGAGCCCGUCAUCUCCCCGUCCAUGUUCAGAGAGGUGAUGAACGACAUCCCCAUCAGGUUGUCCCGCAUUAAGUACAAAGAGGAGGCUCGGAAGCUGCUGUUCAAAUAUGCUGAAGCUGCCAAGAAGAUGAUCGACUCCAGGAAUGCGAGUCCAGAGAGCAGGAAGGUGGUGAAGUGGAACGCUGAGGACACGAUGAACUGGCUCCGCCGAGAUCACUCCGCCAGCAAGGAGGACUACAUGGACCGGCUGGAGCACCUGAGGCAGCAGUGUGGUCCUCAUGUCACCGCCGUGGCCAAAGACUCUGUGGAAGGAAUCUGCUCCAAGAUCUACCAGCUGUCAGCUGAUUACAGCCGGCGGCUCAGACAGACUCACCUGAACCUGCUGCAGGACCCGCCCACAGAGGCGUGUGCGUCCCCGCAGCAGUCCCGGCUGGUGUACUGUUACCCGGUGCGCUUGGCGCUGCCGUCUCCUCCUCUCCCCCGGGUGGAGCUGCACUUCGAGAACGACGUCGCCUGUCUGCGCUUCAAAGGAGAGAUGGUCAAGGUCAACAGAGGUCACUUCAGCAAGCUGGAGCUGCUCUACAGGUACAGCUGUAUAGACGACCCUCGCUUCGAGCGGUUCCUGUCCAGAGUCUGGUGCCUCCUGAAGAGAUACCAGGUGAUGUUUGGCAGCGGCGCUAACGAGGGGUCGGGCCUGCAGGGGGCGCUGCCCAUGGCCGUGUUCGAGGCGCUGAACCGACAGUUUGGAGUCUCCUUCGAGUGUUUCGCUUCGCCGCUCAACUGCUACUUCAAACAGUUCUGCUCCGCCUUCCCCGACAGCGACGGCUUCUUCGGGUCCAGAGGUCCCUUCCUGUCUUUCUGUCCAGUCAGUGGCUCCUUUGAAGCGAAUCCUCCGUUCUGUGAAGAGCUGAUGGACGCCAUGGUAACGCACUUCGAGGACCUGUUGGACCGCUCCUCGGAGCCGCUCUCCUUCAUCGUGUUCGUACCUGAGUGGCGUGACCCGGUGACUCCGGCUCUGAGCCGCAUGGAGAGCAGCCGCUUCCUGCGCCACCAGAUGAGCGUUCCCGCCUACGAGCACGAGUACCGGUCCGGCAGCCAGCACCUCUGCAAGAGGGAGGAGAUGUACUACCGGGCGGUCCACGGUACCGCGGUGAUCUUCCUGCAGAACGAAGCUGGUUUUGGGAAGUGGGCUCCGACGUCGGAGCGCCUGGCGGAGCUGAUGGCGGCGUACCGGCCGUCCACCGCACGCCCCGCCUCCCUGUCCUCACCUGGCCCCGCCCACAGCACACCUGGAGACAGAGACUCCGCCCCCAAGGCCGCUGACAGGACACAGCCCGGCAUGACGUCGCCGGGUAGCCAUGACAACAACAACAACAACGACAGCAGCGGCAGCAGCAGCACCCCCCCACAGGACAAGAUGGCUGCCGUGUAGGGGGAGGGGCUUAGCACCCCACAGGACAAGAUGGCUGCCGUGUAGGGGGAGGGGCUUAGCACCCCACAGGACAAGAUGGCUGCCGUGUAGGGGGAGGGGCUUAGCACCCCACAGGACAAGAUGGCUGCCGUGUAGGGGGUGGGGCUUAGCACCACACAGGACAAGAUGGCUGCCGUGUAGGGGGCGGGGCUUAGCACCACACAGGACAGAUGGCUGCCGUGUAGGGGGAGGGGCUUAGCACCCCACAGGACAGAUGGCUGCCGUGUAGGGGGCGGGGCUUAGCACCACACAGGACAGAUGGCUGCCGUGUAGGGGGAGGGGCUUAGCACCACACAGGACAGAUGGCUGCCGUGUAGGGGGCGGGGCUUAGCACCACACAGGACAGAUGGCUGCCGUGUAGGGGGCGGGGCUUAGCAAUUGGUCACCUUGUUUAAACUUUGCAUUUUUCCAGCUUUUUUAAAUUGUUCAUGGUGUUCAGAUUGUCCCUCACCAGCACCUGUAGCAGCCCGCCAGCAGGGGGCGGAGCUUCCUGCUUCUUCUCCCCUCAUAGGACACUCCGCUCAGACCGGCUCUUCUGAUUGGUCGAAGCUCUGACAUCGAGCUACCGCUGAGUCAUGUUGUUGCUUAGCAACAGGCAGCACAGCCAAUGAGAUGGCUCCAGCAAUAAUAAAAACUGUGAUGUCAUCUGUGAUGUCACUGGACUUCUGAUUGGUCCCCACACCGACAGAGCUGAUUGGUGAUUGGUCGGCAAAGGCAGCUAUAGUUUCUAUUGGACAGAUCCAGGUACAGGCUCCGCCUCCUCAGGAGAGCCCCACCAAUCAGUGCGCAUCCUGCCUGCAGGGGAUUGUGGGAAAUGGAGGCGGCGGGGUCAGACACGGGACAGAGCUGUGACAUCAUCAGGUGUCUGGGCAGGUAGAGUUACGCAGUGUGACGUCAUCUGGUUCUGAUAACUACGACUCCCAGCAUGCACCUCACCAAGAAACGUCCAAUCACACGGCAGUUAAAUUAAUUUACCAAUCAAACGACCCGGAGCUCGUCUCCAUAGCAACAGCAGCUGAGGCUCAUGGGUAAUGUAGUUACAGAACCGUCCAAACUGAACCAACCUGAGAACAGAUGAUAUGUUCUAUAUGUUCUAUAUGUUCUAUAUUUAUUAAAGAACAUCACCAGCUCCUGGCUGCAGAACCAGAGGCUCCUCCCACUCUGUAACUCUAUUGGCUCGUCCUGUGUCUGCGUGCUCUGUGAUUGGCCGGUGAGCGGCCUAUCAGAGGCCUGUUGCCGGGCGGUGUAGAUACGUGUACAGUAAACUGAUCUGAAGUCUGUUUGAUGUUCUUUCUGCUGACGUUCUCACGUUCUGACGUUCUGAUGUUCUGAUAAAACAACGUUUUAACUGUCUGAUUUUUUAUUUGAUUUAAUUUAACAAUUUUUUAAAUGUUUCCUGUUUUCAGUCGAUCAGCUGAUCAGUUAAACUAAACCAAAGUGUUCAAAUCUAAAUCUGUAUGUAGAACCAGCAGAGUUCUCCUCUGUUCUCCUGUUCUCCUCCUCUGUUCUCCUGUUCUCCUCCUCUGUUCUCCUGUUCUCCUG
Messenger RNA from Scomber japonicus (chub mackerel), 3895 nucleotides. It is a transcript of the gene pcif1, whose product is annotated as phosphorylated CTD interacting factor 1. NCBI's taxonomy places the organism in Eukaryota, Metazoa, Chordata, Actinopteri, Scombriformes, Scombridae. Gene Ontology annotation, molecular function: RNA polymerase II C-terminal domain binding; mRNA (2'-O-methyladenosine-N6-)-methyltransferase activity. Gene Ontology annotation, cellular component: nucleus. The coding region runs from base 119 to 2314 and encodes 731 amino acids. The record is from RefSeq and is a predicted model, not a curated record. The transcript is spliced from 16 exons.